Molecule: messenger RNA, 1495 nt
Organism: Drosophila innubila
Lineage: Eukaryota; Metazoa; Arthropoda; Insecta; Diptera; Drosophilidae
Exons: 4
Coding region: 320-1237 (305 amino acids)
Source: RefSeq, a predicted model, not a curated record
AUGUUCCCGGCAUAAAAUGUUCGAAGUUGGAGGCCACAACAAUUGUCAAUUGUAAACAUAGCUAUAUUACGUGCAUUGUUUAUUUAGUUUCAGUUUAUCGGAGAACGUCUCAUCUUUGUUGUCUUUCUCUUAGUAUGCGUCUCACAUUUGGCUAUGCUACUUAAUAAAGCAAAUUGAAAAAAAUGCUUAUCAACAAAAGUAACUGAUAAGUAUUUAUUACUACAGACAUACAAAUUGAAUUAAAGAUACUAAAAAUAAAUAUAUCCUAACUACUUGCACGAUUUUCGAAUUUUAUUUUUUUUUAAUUAAACAAUUACGGAUGGAAAUAAUAAUGGAGAAAUUAAAAGGAAAUCGUCACUCCUGCGGAAGCUAUUUUGUUGAUCACUGUAACUGUGAACUCGUUCCUGGCAAAGUGGAUAAUUUGAAAUUGAAUGAGCUAAAUGCUUUGUGUCCACAAUACUUGCAUUCAAAUAAAAUCACAAAAGGGAAUAUUUAUUCACAAAAUUCUCAAGAUUCUCAUUGCUCUAAAUCAGAUGGAAAUUGCGAUAAAUUCCAACGAUAUGCUCUCAAGACGCCAACUACAACUCGAAGAGAGUUAAGAUCUUUCUCGCAUCCUGCUAUCAAUUUUAUUUUUACUCGUGCAAAUCGGCAGGGAACUGAAGCCGAAAGAAACACAUUGUACCAUCGGGUACCGAAUCAAUUACAUACCAAAAUUGACCUUGAUCAGUCGAUAAAGGAAUCGAAUGUUCAAAGAGGAAGCAUUGAUAAAGCUGAACAAUUUUUAUCAGAGAGUGGAAUUUUGGGACCCACUAAUUUUAGUACUUCACGUGAUUUGAUUAGGAAAACAUCGAGAAUUCAUCUUGAUUUGAGUUUGAAAAGUAAAAUACGUAAAACAUCUUUAUGCCUACUAUCAAGGACUUUUGGAGAAAUGUGCCCACCAAGUACAUCACCUACACCUAAAAUAACUUUUGAAGAUUCAAAUGAGUUAAUAAUAAGAAAUAUCCAAAGGCAAGUUAAUAGCAUAAAAGGAAUAAUCGAAACUGGCGAGACAAAAAUUAUAAUGCUGCGUGCUGAAGUCAACAAAAUAAAAAGAGUGCUGCAGAAAUUGAUGUACGCAAAUUUGCAAAACAAAAUGAAAUUGCCUUUGGAGAAUCCCAAUCUGUGUGUCUUUUGCCAAGAAGAACCCGGAUAUUCGCAAGCCUUGCUACACAUUCAACCACAUACAUCGAUAAUAUAGGUUUUAUUGAGGGUAUUAUCAAUAUGAUGACUGUACAGUGUACACUUUGGUCCAAAAUUAAAAAAUACGACACAUGUCAAGACUAAAGCUACAUUUUUCCAUAAUAUUUUGUUGAUUAAAUAGUCUUUUCAUCUUUCUUAGAUCACGAAGAAUUUUAAGAGCUAGAGCUCUCAGAUUUGGUGACAAUUGAAAUGGAAAAUAAAUUAAAAAUAAAUCUUGCAGUCAAGUAGUCUCAAUAAAGUUUGCGUUGAGAUUCCA